Messenger RNA from Macrosiphum euphorbiae (potato aphid), 408 nucleotides. The record is from the annotation of a GenBank genome assembly. NCBI's taxonomy places the organism in Eukaryota, Metazoa, Arthropoda, Insecta, Hemiptera, Aphididae.
AUGCUAGCGUUGGCAUUCGUACCUUUGGCUGAAGUUCCUCGCAUUUUCUCGCUCUUGGAAAAUGAUGCGCCUGAAGAUCUAUUACCAAUUUUUGAAUAUUUUGAAAAAAAUGAUGUUCUUGGUGUAAUAGCUCGAGGAAGAAAACGAGGGUAUCUUCCACGGUAUCCACCAGAAAUUUGGAAUCAACACCAAGCAGCUCUGACUGGUUCACAUAAAACAAACAAUGUAAGUGAGGGGUGGUACAAUCGCUUCCAGCUCGUUAUUGGAAAACAUCAUCCCGACCUUUAUUCUGCUCUCAGUGAGUUCCAAAAAGAACAAGCCGAUGUAGAGAUAAUGAUCUCGGAACUGAGUCUAGGACGAAAAGUCAGAUCUCAGCCAAAAAGAAAAUGCCGGGAUUUUCAAACGUGA